AUGUACACUUUUAUAGCGCAUGGUGGAAAGGAGCAGGGAGACUAAAAUCUUAUUGUACCUGCCCCUUCUUAAAAAAAAGAAGGAAAAAAAAUGAACCAACCACCCAUAAAAAAGUAAAAUAAAAGCAAUAUUCUUUCAGUCACAGACACAUACUGAAACAUGAGACCAGAACACAAUCAAAAGUCAAAAGUCAACUUCAUACUGUUCCUUUCCAAUUCCAUUGAUAUAGCAUAGUAGCUAAUGGACCCCUCUUACAGCAGUGUAGAUAAAGAUCCCACAGGUUAUGGUUAAAAUAAUAAAUAUAUAUAAUAAAUCGGCUGCUAUACAUGCUAGUGCUAAAAUGCUGACUCAUGCUUGUGUUUUAGGACUGAUUCCCGCACCGCUGUAUCUCCCCGGUCCUCAGACAGCCUGAGUCCGCCCCUGCCCUCCUCUCCGCGGGCUCUUUAAGAGGAGGAAGCCGCUCUGCAUCUGCUGAUCCGUGGUUCCUCCUCCUCCUCCCUCCCUCCUCCUCCUCUCCCCGGCCCGCAUGCUCCACAGCUCUGCCUCAGCACCGACAAACAGCCGGUGCAUGAGGAUCACCUGCAGCACAAUAACCGGGACAUUACACCGUCAUUAUGGAUCCCCGGUAACCGGAGGUACGAUGCACCGGGCCCGCUGUGCGCCUCCUCCCCGGGGCUGAGCAGGUGUUUCCAGGCUGAGCUGCGGAGCGUCUGUCCUGCAGGUUUUGUUCUGCUCAGCCAUGACAUGUUGUGUGGGAUGGACCUCCUUUAGUGUCUGUGUGUCUGAGUGCUGGUCGGUCCGGUUCUGCAGGUUCUGAGAGAGGAAGCAGGAUAAAGAGACCCUGGAGGUCAGCAUGUUCUCCCCCCCGAAGAGGGAGUCGAGCCUGGGGGAGCUGCCGAUGGAGAGCUGGAUGUCCCUGCUGCCCCCCCCUCUCUGGGACACCCCCCUAAACCAGCUGGCCAUCCCCGGAAGCCACAAUGCGAUCACGUACUGUCUGGAUAUGAACGACCGCUCUCCGGUGGACCUCACGCAGCCCGACCUGCUGCAGAAACUCGACAAAUUCAUGAAGCCUCUCAUCCGGCCCUUUGUCUACAAGUGGGCCAUCACACAGGAGGUCGGCAUAAAGCAGCAGCUGGACUCGGGGGUCAGAUACUGUGACCUGAGGAUCGCUCACCGACCCAACGACACGUCCACGGACCUCUACUUCUACCACGGAGUGUACACCGCGCUCACUGUGGAGGCGGUGCUGCUGGAGAUCAGGCAGUGGAUGGACGCUCACCCCCGGGAGGUGCUCAUCCUCUCCUUCAGUCACUUCCUGGGCCUGAGCCCGGAGCUGCACAUGCUGCUGAUCAGCACCAUUCGCAGCGUGUUCGCCUCCAAACUCUGCCCCAAAACGGAGGUGUUGACCCUGCGUAACCUGUGGACCCGGGGCCUCAGUGUGAUCGUGUCCUAUGAACACGUGCUCUCCUGCAGCAGCGCCGACCUCUGGCCUCACAUCCCGUACUGGUGGGCCAACAAGUGCCGAGCCGAGGAGCUCAUCCAGGUGUUCGAGAGCCGCAAGCAGAGCGGCAGGCCAGGGGGUUUCUUCGUCACAGGCAUGAACCUGACGGAGGACCUGAAGUACAUCUGCACCCACCCCACAGAGUCCCUGAAGGACCUGGUGGUGUCCACCUACCCCCCCCUGCUCAGCUGGGUGCAGCAGCAGAGCCCCGGCUGUGAGGGGGGCUCGCUCAACAUCAUCGCCGGAGACUUCGUCACCGAGAGGGGCUUUGUGCCCACCGUCGUCUCUCUGAACGAGAAACUGCUGAAACACUCCUCAUGACUGCUCUCCAAUAAUUAAACACACACACACACACACACACACACACACACACACACACACACACACUGGAAGAACCACGGCAUGUUUGGUGGCUAGGGAACGGACUUGAUUUAUUCUUUUCAAUAUAAAAUGCACUGAUAAGUAGGAUGUAUAUUUUAGACUUUUUAAUAUUUCCACUUUUGUUUACAUUCACUAUUUAUGCAAAUGUCCUGUAUCAGAUUUCACGAGUCGGCAGAGUUUUAUGUUACCAGAGCAAUAAUAGUAAUAACAGCAACAACGCAACUAAUCUCACCUUUUACUUUUUAAGUAAGCACAAGCGAUGUAUUCAAGCAGCACAUGUGAUUGUAACGUAGGUCACACACUUUUAUAACUCUGACGUGUCAGCACUGCAGCAGCUAGGUGUACUGUAUUUAUCCUCCGAGAACGUAGAGUAGACUUUACACUCAUGCAAAAUGCAUGGGAAACUUAUUUGCAUGAACCCAACCUCUGACUGUUUUACUCACAAGCUGACUCAACAGGUGAGGCCUUGUUUUAAAUAAUGCUGCGCGGCGCCGCUGUGCCUGUGGAGAUGAGCUUUUCAAAUAAACAUGAGCGUUUUUUAAUCGA
Molecule: messenger RNA, 2428 nt
Organism: Trematomus bernacchii (emerald rockcod)
Lineage: Eukaryota; Metazoa; Chordata; Actinopteri; Perciformes; Nototheniidae
Gene: plcxd1.1
Product: phosphatidylinositol-specific phospholipase C, X domain containing 1
Exons: 7
Coding region: 854-1822 (322 amino acids)
Biological process (GO): lipid metabolic process
Molecular function (GO): phosphoric diester hydrolase activity
Source: RefSeq, a predicted model, not a curated record